AUGUCGUCCCACUCCCCACAGGAGCGAACCACGGAAUUCAGCCAGCUAGAACAACUGUCUGCACCAAAAUGCUCAACCUGUCAACUUGCCAGUAACAAGAUGACUGUCCCCUUGUACCACGUAUGUCGAGUAUUCAGAAAGGUUCGUUUGGGUCCAACCCUUCAUGGGGCUGGCUUCGGGACUUCAGGUCAAUCUGUCAACUUUGAUAUGCCACCCCAACAAACCCGCCAUGACAAUGAGGAUGCCCCGUUCCUACCAAAGUCCACUUCCGUCACCGAGUUACCGGCUCGUUCAAGCGAGGACUCCCAUAAGCCCAGCACCUCGCAGAGGAGAGUCCGCAAGCGACUCAUUAUCGCUCUUUUCGCCAUUGUUCUAGCCUUUGAGACUGGCGGAGCCAUGCUAGGUGCGCCCAUAACACGCCUAUUCGAGUCGAUAACUUGCCUGCGCUACUACGAGGAGCACGACCCCACAAUUAUAGGGAAGAAUGGAUAUAUUCCCGAGAAGUCAUGCAAGAAUAAAGAGAUUCAAGGCGAAGUUGCAAUUGUGAAGGGUUACGGAGAGCUUUUUGACGCGAUGGCUGGGGUCAUUCUUUCGAUACCGUAUGGCUUAUUGGCAGACAAGUACGGCCGAAAACCGAUAUUUUGUCUCUGCAUUCCUGGGUUUUUCGUGAACAUGCUUGUUGUUGGCGUUGUAUUAUUCGGGGUGGCCAUAAUGGUGGCCGAUUUCAUUUCUUCACUGGUUACCUCGUGGCUCAUGAAGUACAAUCCCUGGAUUCCGAUCACAAUAGGAUGGGGCCUUACAAUCCUUGGCACCCUUCCCGCGCUUCUAUUACCAGAAACAAAAGGGACGUUUGCAUCUGGGGGAGAAGGAACUCAUGAACUUUGCGAACCACCUGAAGACAACAGAGCUAUCCAUCUCUCUCUCCCCGCUGAGCAACCACAUUCCAUCAACCAACCCCCUUUCCUCUCACGACUCGGGCGGACGGCCUCCCAGUUCAACUUCAUCGUCCACGAUAAACACCUCAUGUUUCUCGUUUCCGCGUUCCUCGUCUACAGACUCAGCCGUGGCACAGCAUGGCUGCUCAUACAAUACAUAUCCAAGCGCUACCAAUGGACCCUAGCAAACGCGAAUUUCUUAACGUCCUUCAAAUCCAUCCUGACCAUAUUCCUCUUCGUCGGUGUUCUCCCGCUCGCGUCGUGGUACCUAACCGCGCGGCGGGGCGUACACUACCGUGAAAAGGACCUCGCCCUCGCCAAAGCCAGCGUCAUCCUCCUCGUUGUUGGUACACUCGUCAUGGGGCUCUCGCCCUCCAUAGGCCUGUUUAUUGUCGGACUCGUGGUGCAGACGUUGGGGAUCGGGUUCGUGUUUAUCGUGCGGUCCCUCGCCACUAUGAUGGUUCGGAGGGACCAGACCGCUCGGCUGUACACCGCGAUAGAAAUCUUGCAGAGCGUCGGGGUGGCGAUUGCCAGCCCAACGGUGACGCUGUUUUUCAACUGGGGUUUAGACUUGGGAGGGGGUUGGGUGGGGUUGCCGUGGGUUGUGGCGUCGGGCCUGUUUGGGGUGACGGCAGUACUGCUGUGGAUGUAUAGACUGCCCUCUUCUCCGAAGCUAUAUACGGUAGAAAACCCAAUUCCCCUCUGA
Histoplasma mississippiense is the source of this 1641-nucleotide messenger RNA. RefSeq lists its product with no specific name. The transcript is spliced from 4 exons. Gene Ontology annotation, cellular component: membrane. Gene Ontology annotation, biological process: transmembrane transport. Bases 1 to 1641 code for a protein of 546 amino acids. The record is from RefSeq and is a predicted model, not a curated record. Lineage: Eukaryota; Fungi; Ascomycota; Eurotiomycetes; Onygenales; Ajellomycetaceae. Gene Ontology annotation, molecular function: transmembrane transporter activity.